CUUCUCGGCUUAAGCACCUUUACUUGCAGCGGCGAUUCCGAGGCCACCUCCAGCAAUGGCCUUUGCAAAUCUGUGGAAAGUGCUCAUCGGUGACAGCCUGGACCCUUGCUACCGUAGGAUCUUGCAAGAUGGAGGGCUGCAGGUAGUGGAGAAGCAGAACCUUAGCAAAGAGGAGCUGAUAGCCGAGCUGCAGUUCAUGGGAACAGGGCUGAAUGGAAAGAUCCUGGGAAUUCUGGGCCUGGGAGGGAUUGGGAGGAAGGUGGCUACCCGGAUGCAGUCCUUUGGGGUGAAGACCAUAGGGUAUGACCCCAACAUUUUCUCAGAGGUCUUGGCCUCCUUUGGUGUUCAGUAGCUGCCCCUGGAGGAGAUCUGGCCUCUCUGUGAUUUCAUCACUGUGCACACUGGUCUCCUGCCCUCCACGACAGGCUUAU
Messenger RNA from Callithrix jacchus (white-tufted-ear marmoset), 431 nucleotides. Lineage: Eukaryota; Metazoa; Chordata; Mammalia; Primates; Cebidae. The record is from RefSeq and is a predicted model, not a curated record.